UUAGAGAAAGUCAUAGAUCAACAGCUGGCUUCCGAAGAGGUAGAAUCCCCUCCGGCUGGUACCUCUACUCACCAGAAACCGAUAACUUCUUUAAACAAUGAUGCUUCUGAUGCCUUGACUAUAGAGAGUACCUCGCGAGCACUCAGUAAGUUGACGUUGGAGGCUUUGAAGAAACGGGCGGAGGACAUGUCAGAAGGAUUACGACAAGCAAUGGCUCUUCGUGAGAAAGCCAAGGGAAACGAAGUGGGUUAUGAAAAUUUAUUUUUGGAGUAA
This is a messenger RNA of Protopolystoma xenopodis, 273 nucleotides long. NCBI's taxonomy places the organism in Eukaryota, Metazoa, Platyhelminthes, Monogenea, Polystomatidea, Polystomatidae. The record is from the annotation of a GenBank genome assembly.